UCACCAUGGAUACCGCUCAGCGUCUACAAGGAGCGUCGCGUUCCGCCUUAGUGAUUGGUGAGAGAUUGUGUGGUGUAUCAUGGGAAAAUAAAGUUGUUUGCAAUCACAACCAAGUAAACAGAAGGGAAGAGGUGCGUGAACACCUAGGGGGAAAGAUGUCAAGCUUUCCUGCCUCUACCUCCAAGAGUUUCAGCUCGACUCCUCUGAAGACUUACCAGGACAGCGGCAGGGAACUGCACCGAUCCAAGAGUGUGGACUAUGACUCAACAGGCGACUCCACCUACUCUCUGCUCUCCCCCAUCUACCAUGACAGCUAUGAGAGUGAUGAGGACCUGGCUGCAGCUCAACACGUACAUCAGAUAGACACCUCAGCCACACAGAGUGAUGACGCCAGACCCCUCUCACCCAUCAGAGAUGAUCCACAACAGAAGCCCCCAGAGAGGAGAGCAGUAACUGAGGCGGAGGAUCCAGAGGCAUGUCUCUCUGCCUGGGAGAGGUGGCUGGUCUGCAAAGCCAAAGAGGAGAGACUCAGAAUAGAAAAGAAAGCAGAAGAGGAGCGCCUACUGAGGGAGAGGAAUGAGGAACAGGAGAGAGAGCAGCAGAAGAAGAAGAUGGUGGUGGAGGAGAAGAUCCAGGAAUGGCUGCAGAUGAAGAAAGAACAGGAGAAGCAGGAGAAGUUGCUGAAGGAGAGCAAAGAGCAGAAGGAGAUGCAGAGGCAGCAGCAGAAGCAGAGGGAGAUUGAACAGAAAGCAGAGGAGAAGUACAGAGAGUGGCUACGGAGGAAGAACCUGGAGAAAAUGGAGAGCGAGAGGAGAGCGAAGGAGGAGGCAGCCAGAAGAGAGGCUCAGGAGAGGGAGCGCAGACAGAGAGCAGAGGAAAACUUUAAGGAGUGGCUUCGUGCCCAGGACAAGAGCCGACCCAGUCCCAAUGUACCCGGCUGCCCACGAGGUGGUUAUGACAAUGUAACGUACCCAUCUCCCAGCUUCUACAACCCAAUCCCAUGGAAGCCCAUCCACGUCCCGCCACCAGAGAAAACACCAGUGAAGAAGACUUCCCACAGGAAACGGCCAAGUCAGCCCAAGUACCAGAACAGCCCCAGCAUCCCAUUCAGACUCCGAGACACUGUAAGCUCGGCAGCUCGCCUGCAGAGGAGAUGACCGCUCCAGUAGAGGUUCACCUUGGACACAGAUCUAGAGUACUAUCCUCAGAUCUAACCUCCGGGGAAACCACAAAACUGACCUUAGAUCAGUGUUUAGGCGCUUUAUGCUACUGUGAGAGGACACAGGGGAGGUGACCAUGCUAAUGAACAUACCAGGGAUCAUCAACUUUUUUGAGUGGAUGAUCAGGUGGCCGGAAUAUAAUUACAAAUCAUUUGUAGACUGCAAAUUGACCGCAAGAAACCCAAACCGAUAUAACAUUUGACAAAAAAAUCGGGUAAUUUCAAACCUUGCUUACAUUUGAAUUAGAUCACAAACAGUAUAUCUCUCUUUUAUGCAUGUUAAUCUUUUGAAACAGAUUGCCAAAAUUCAAAUCACUUGGAGCUGAUUUGCUGAUGUUCUCAGUCUUUUAUGUCCAACAAUAAUAAAAUCACCCGCGGGCUGCUAGUGUAGGUAUUUCUGUUGUUUUAAAAAAUGUUUUUAAUACAUUUGCAAUAAAUUCUAAAAACCUGUUUUCGCUUUGUCACUGUGUGGUAUUGUGUGUAGGUUGAUGAGGAAAAACGGUAUGUAGUCCAGUUUAAAAUAAGGCUGUAACGUAACAAAAUGUGGGAAAAGUCCAGGUCUGAAUACUUUCCGACUGCACUGUGUAGACUCCGUUGCACUAGUCCAUUGACUGUGUUUUCAUGUAUUUCUCAUCGAAAAGACACGUUGUGGUAGUGUGUGUUUUUUGAUGCCAGAUUUGUAUAGGUUCUUAAUUCUCAAAGAAUAGUUUGAUUCACGUGAAGCUAAAUCUUUCUACAAAUUCUGUUACUUUCACUGACAACAAUUUCCUAAUGACAUGUACAUUUUUUUUGCAUAGUUCGGGAUGUCAAUAAAAACUGUUUGUUGUA
Molecule: messenger RNA, 2047 nt
Organism: Oncorhynchus tshawytscha (Chinook salmon)
Lineage: Eukaryota; Metazoa; Chordata; Actinopteri; Salmoniformes; Salmonidae
Product: coiled-coil domain-containing protein 34
Exons: 7
Coding region: 6-1157 (383 amino acids)
Source: RefSeq, a predicted model, not a curated record